Messenger RNA from Colletotrichum truncatum, 7296 nucleotides. Its product is annotated as FAT domain-containing protein. Lineage: Eukaryota; Fungi; Ascomycota; Sordariomycetes; Glomerellales; Glomerellaceae. Gene Ontology annotation, biological process: TOR signaling; negative regulation of macroautophagy; protein phosphorylation. Gene Ontology annotation, cellular component: TORC2 complex; TORC1 complex; nucleus. Gene Ontology annotation, molecular function: protein-containing complex binding; protein serine/threonine kinase activity; protein binding. The record is from RefSeq and is a predicted model, not a curated record.
AUGGCGACCCAACAGCAGAUCGCUCUUGAGAGACUUGACAAUCUCGUCAGGGACCUGAGAUCACGGACCUCAGAUGAGACUCGAAAGCGGGCGGCUCUCCAGCUUAGAGAUUUGGUGCUCGUCUGCCAUCGGGACCUUCCUCUCGACCAGUUCAACACGAUAUACAGCCAAGUCAACAACAAAAUCACACAGUUGAUAUCACACGGAAAUGAUUCAUCCGAACGACUGGGCGGCGUCUACGCCCUCGACGCUCUCGUCGACGUCGAAGUAUCGGAGCAGUCAACCAAGAUGUUUGCCCGCUUCAACCAAAACCUGAAAACUAUUCUCCGCGGCAAGGACAUCAACCCCAUGCAGGCUGCAGCCAUUGCUUUGGGGAAAAUGUGUCGGCCAGGCGGUUCUAUGAUAAGCGAACUGGUCGAAUCCGAGACCCAAAUGGCCCUCGAAUGGCUGCAGAGCGAACGAGUAGAGGAGCGUCGGUACAGUGCCGCACUUGUUCUUCGCGAACUGGCAAGGCAGGCGCCUACGUUGAUGUACAAUUAUGUCGGCCUGGUGUUGGACCUCAUCUGGAACAGCUUGAGAGACAACCGUCAGCUCAUUCGCGCCACAUCCGCCGAAACUGUUGCUGCCUGCUUUCGCAUCAUUAGGGAACGCGACCAGGAGUUGAAGCAGACGUGGAUGGAGAAGGCCUACGCCGAACUCAUGCGCGGCCUACAGCAUGGCACAGUCGAGUACAUCCAUGCUUCGCUUCUCAUGCUCAAAGAGCUCCUGGAGCAAGGCGGCAUGUUCAUGCAGGAGCACUAUCCGGAAGCCUGCGAAAUCGUCCUUCGCUACAAGGACCAUCGCGACGUCACCAUUCGCAAGACUGUCGUCCUCCUCAUUCCCGAUCUUGCAAGCUACUCACCCGCUGAGUUUGACCGGAGCUACCUCCAUAAGUUCAUGGUCUAUUUGUCUGGCAUGCUGAAGAAGGACAAGGAGAGAAACGACGCAUUCUUGGCUAUUGGUAACAUCGCCAACUCGGUUAAGAGUGCUAUCGCUCCCUACCUCGAUGGGGUCAUGACACACGUCAGAGAAGGUCUCAGCCUUGCAGCUCGCAAACGCGGCUCAGUCGACGCAGUAUUCGAGUGCAUAAGCCGUCUCGCUGUUGCUGUCGGCCAGACACUGAGCAAGUAUAUGGAGGCGCUGCUUGACCCUAUUUUUGAAUGCGACCUCACUCCCAAAUUGACACAGGCCCUCGUCGAUAUGGCCUUCUACAUCCCACCUGCCAAGGACACCAUCCAGAAUCGGUUGCUUGAUAUGCUCAGCAUGGUUUUGUGUGGUGAGCCUUUUAAGCCUCUGGGAGCCCCUCACCCCAACACUCUCACAGCUGUCCCCGCUGUUCCCAAGGACUCCAAAGACCCCAUGGCAUACGAGCACCGCAAGGCCGAAGUCAAACUUGCCCUCAAUACCCUUGGCAGCUUCGACUUUACCGGACAUGUCCUCAACGAGUUUGUGCGAGAUGUCGCUGUGAAGUAUGUCGAGGAUGAAGACCCUGAGACAAGAGAGGCCGCAGCCCUCACAUGUUGCCAGCUUUAUGUGCGCGACCCCAUCGUCAACCAGACCAGUUACCACGCACUCCAGGUUGUCGGUGAUGUUAUCGAAAGACUGUUGACUGUGGGCGUGUCGGAUCCUGAACCGAAUAUUAGACGGACUGUUCUUGCCGCCCUCGAUGAACGCUUCGAUAGGCAUUUAGCCAAGGCAGAGAACAUUCGCACUUUGUUCUUUGCUCUCAAUGACGAGAUCUUUGCCAUUCGGGAGGUUGCAAUUUCGAUUAUUGGCCGUCUUGCUAGAUAUAACCCGGCAUACGUCAUUCCCUCCCUCCGGAAAACUCUCAUCCAGCUCCUGACCGAGCUUGAAUUCUCAGACGUGGCAAGGAACAAGGAAGAGAGUGCGAAGCUCCUCAGCCUGUUAGUCCAAAAUGCACAGGGUCUGGUCAAGCCAUAUGUGGACCCGAUGAUGUCCGUUCUGUUACCGAAGGCGAAUGACCCGAGCGCUUCUGUGGCCGCGACCAUUUUGAGAGCCAUUGGAGAACUUGCUUCAGUCGGCGGCGAGGAGGUCCUGCCCUACAAAGACCGUCUGAUGCCUCUCAUCAUUGAGGCUUUGCAAGAUCAAAGCUCAAACAACAAACGGGAGGCGGCACUUCAUGCUCUCGGUCAGCUGGCGAGUAACUCUGGAUACGUGAUAGAACCAUAUCUGGAGUACCCUCAGCUGCUGGAACUCCUCCAAAGCAUUAUCCGUACGGAAGGCCAGCGCGGCCCCUUACGACAGGAGACCAUCAAGCUGAUGGGCAUCCUGGGUGCUUUGGACCCUUACAAGUAUCAGCAGGUUGAGCAACGUCGACCAGAUGCGCAGCGCCGUGUCGAGAGCACACAGAUGACAGAUAUCUCACUCAUGAUGACCGGUUUGACGCCAUCCAGCAAAGAGUACUUUCCUACCGUUGUCAUCAACGCGCUCUUGCAGAUCCUCAAAGACAACUCCCUCUCGAGCCACCACGCAUCUGUUAUUGAGGCAAUCAUGAACAUCUUCCGUACUCUCGGCCUGGAGUGUGUUUCCUUCCUCGACCGUAUCAUUCCUGCCUUCCUUGGCGUUAUCCGCGCUGCAGACAAGACGCGCCUCGAUUCGUACUUUAGCCAGCUUGCCACCUUGGUGUCCAUUGUGCGGCAGCAUAUUCGCAACUUUCUCCCCGAAAUUGUCGAGAUUUGCCAAGAGUUCUGGCACACCACCAGCACGCUCCAGUCAACGAUUAUGAGUCUUGUGGAGGCCAUCUCGCGAUCCUUGGAGGGCGAGUUCAAGAUCUACUUGGCAGGCCUGCUGCCUCUCAUGCUAGGUGUGCUCGAAAAGGAUACAACAACAAGGCGCCUGCCAUCCGAGAAAGUUCUGCACGCAUUCCUGGUUUUCGGAUCUAGCGCCGAGGAAUACAUGCACUUGAUCAUCCCUGUUAUCGUCAGGACGUUCGAGAAGCAAGGGCAACCCUCUCCACUCCGCAAGCAGGCGAUCGAGACUAUUGGCAAGAUCACUUACCAGGUGAAUCUCAACGAUUACGCGGCCAAAAUCAUCCAUCCCCUCACUCGUAUUCUGGCCAGUGGUGAUAUUAACUUGAGGAUUGCCGCUCUCGACACGCUAUGUGCCUUGAUACAGCAGCUCGGAAAAGAUUAUCUCCACUUCAUGGGUACUGUCAACAAGGUUCUGACGCAACAUCAGAUCCAGCAUCAGAACUACGACCUGCUUGUAAACAAGCUGCAGAAGGGCGAGGUACUUCCGCAGGACCUUGGAGCCGGCGACCGUUUCAUCGAUCGGAUCGACGACCAGGCAGCUUUUGCUGAUCUUGGCGCAAAGAAGCUGGAGAUGAACGCCAUCCACCUCAAGCAAGCAUGGGAUACGAAGGGCAAGUCAACCAAGGAGGAUUGGCAGGAAUGGCUUCGUAGGUUUUCCACCACGCUGCUCACCGAGUCGCCGAACCACGCGCUUCGUGCGUGCGCUGCCCUAGCCAGCUCGUACUUGCCGCUCGCGCGUGAGCUGUUUAACUCGGCAUUUGUCUCUUGCUGGAGCGAGCUCUACGAGCAAUUCCAAGAUGAGCUGAUCCAGAACAUUGAGAGCGCCAUCAAAUCCGAGAACGUGCCUCCUGACCUGCUUGGUCUUCUGCUCAACCUCGCCGAGUUUAUGGAACACGACGAUAAGGCUCUGCCUAUUGACAUCAGAGUUCUCGGUCGCGAAGCGGCCCGGUGCCAUGCAUAUGCGAAGGCACUUCAUUACAAGGAACUGGAAUUUUUGCAGGACCAAAGCAGCGGGGCCGUUGAAGCUCUUAUCGUGAUCAACAACCAACUCCAGCAGUCCGAUGCAGCCAUUGGUAUUCUCCGCAAAGCACAGCUUUACCGAGAGGGAAUUCAACUUAGAGAGACAUGGUUCGAGAAGCUGGAGAGAUGGGAAGAAGCUCUUGCCUUCUACACAAAAAGAGAGAAGGAGGUCCCGGAAGACAAGCCUGUGCCCGUCGAUAUCAUCAUGGGCAAGAUGCGUUGUCUGCACGCUCUCGGCGAGUGGGAGGCGCUGGCUGGCCUCGCGAGCAACACCUGGGCCAACUCUUCACCCGACGUGCAGCGUCUUAUUGCUCCGCUCGCAACUGCUGCAGCAUGGGGCUUGGGCAAGUGGGAUUCAAUGGACAGCUACUUACAGUCUAUGAAGCGCUACUCAACUGAUCGAUCGUUCUUCGGCGCUAUCCUCGCCCUGCACCGGAACCAGUUUAGAGAAGCCUUGAACUGCGUGCAGCAAGCUCGGGAAGGCUUAGACACUGAAUUGAGUGCCCUCGUUAGCGAGUCGUACAAUCGCGCGUACCAGGUCGUGGUUAGAGUUCAGAUGCUGGCGGAACUCGAGGAGCUCAUUGUCUACAAGCAAACCGACGAUAAGAAGAAGGCCACCAUGCGCCGCACUUGGGAGACGAGACUCAAGGGAUGCCAACGUAACGUCGAGGUGUGGCAAAGAAUGCUGCGCCUCCGUGCCUUGGUCAUCACGCCGACAGAGAACAUGCACAUGUGGAUUAAAUUUGCUAAUCUCUGCCGCAAGUCUGGUCGUAUGGGACUUGCUGAGAAGUCCUUGAAGCAGCUUAUCGGCGUGGAGGCUCCUUUGGAAACUUUGAUUCCCUACUGGAAUGAGCGGCCACAGCAGCCCAACGCCGGCCUGGCCAGGAAUAUUCCCUCCCAAAUCAUCUAUGCCAUGCUCAAGUACGAGUGGGAGGUUGGCCAGCAACCCGCGUUCCGCACUUCUGGCAUUUCUGAGAGGACUCUCUACUGUCUGCGCAAGUUUACUAAUGACUCGGCACACCGGUACGAGGCAACCAAGGCUCAUCUCACAGCGCAGGCUCCUAACGGCAUGGACUUGACGAGUGAUUACGGCUUCCCGCACCAGAUCGACCCCAGCUUGAUGAACCCGCAGACACAGAAGGCCCUGCACGAUCAGACGGUUCUCCUGGCCAAGUGCUACCUACGCCAGGGCGAGUGGCUCAUUGCCUUGAACAAAGAAAACUGGCAAUACGAGCAUGUUCAGGACAUUCUCACCUCGUACUCGCAGGCUACCAAGUACAACCCGCGGUGGUACAAGGCAUGGCACGCCUGGGCUUUGGCCAAUUUCGAGAUUGUUCAGGCACUAUCUGCUAGGGGCGAAUGGACUGAUCACAUGGUCAUUGAGCACGUUGUUCCAGCUGUCCGCGGCUUCUUCAAGUCUAUUGCGUUGUCUGCCGGCAGCUCCCUCCAGGACACUCUCCGUCUUCUUACUCUUUGGUUCACCCAUGGUGCCAGUGCCGAUGUCAACGCGGCUGUUACUGAGGGAUUCACCAACGUCAGCGUCGACACAUGGCUGGAGGUUAUUCCUCAACUCAUUGCGCGCAUCAACCAGCCGAUGCGCCGCGUACAGCAAUCGAUCCAUAGUCUCCUAGCUGACGUUGGUCGAGCCCACCCGCAGGCUCUUGUCUACCCGUUGACGGUAGCCAUGAAGUCAUCGCAAAACACUCGUCGUUCGCGAUCCGCUGCUCAGAUUAUGGAUAGUAUGCGUCAACACAGCGCCAAUCUUGUUUCUCAAGCCGACAUUGUUAGCCACGAACUUAUCAGGGUUGCGGUUCUUUGGCACGAGCAAUGGCAUGAAGGACUCGAGGAAGCAUCUCGACUCUACUUCGGCGACCAUAACAUCGAGGGCAUGUUUGCCACUCUUGAGCCACUUCACGAUCAGCUCGAGCGUGGACCUGAAACUCUGCGCGAGAUUUCCUUCACUCAGGCCUUCGGUAGAGACCUCACCGAAGCCCGUGAGUGGUGCAGACAAUACGAGGCCAGUCGAGACGUCAACGACCUCAACCAAGCUUGGGAUCUUUACUAUCAGGUGUUCCGGCGCAUCUCGCGACAGCUACCACAGCUUACUACGCUCGAGUUGCCUUACUGUUCGCCGAAGUUGCUUGCCGCCAAGGAUCUCGACCUGGCGGUGCCUGGAACCUACCGCAGUGGCCAACCCAUCGUCCGUAUCAUGGAGUUUGACGGUACCUUUACGGUUAUUAACAGUAAGCAACGGCCCCGAAAACUCAACAUUAGUGGCAGUGACGGCGUGUCAUACGCCUUCUUGCUCAAGGGCCAUGAGGAUAUCCGCCAGGACGAACGAGUUAUGCAGUUGUUCGGUCUGUGCAACACCUUGUUGGCGAACGAUUCGGAGUGUUACAAGCGCCAUCUCAACAUUCAGCGGUAUCCUGCGAUCCCGCUUUCGCAGAACUCUGGUCUGCUGGGAUGGGUGCCCAACAGUGACACUCUUCACGUCCUGAUCCGGGAAUACCGCGAAAGCAGAAAGAUUCUCCUUAAUAUAGAGCAUCGCAUCAUGCUUCAAAUGGCGCCCGAUUAUGAUAACCUCACUCUCAUGCAGAAGGUCGAGGUCUUUGGCUAUGCGCUUGAUAACACCACCGGUCAAGACUUGUAUCGUGUUCUGUGGCUCAAGAGCAAGAGUUCAGAGGCCUGGUUGGAGCGACGCACCAACUACACGCGUUCCCUGGGUGUCAUGUCAAUGGUCGGCUACAUCCUCGGUCUCGGCGAUCGCCACCCAUCCAACCUUAUGCUUGAUCGUGUGACUGGCAAAAUCAUCCACAUCGAUUUUGGUGACUGUUUCGAAGUUGCAAUGAAGCGCGAGAAAUACCCUGAACGAGUGCCGUUCCGACUCACUCGUAUGCUCACUUACGCCAUGGAAGUGAGCAACAUUGAGGGCAGCUUCCGUAUUACCUGUGAGCAUGUUAUGAGAGUAUUGCGAGACAACAAGGACAGUCUCAUGGCUGUCUUGGAAGCGUUUAUUCAUGAUCCUCUCCUGACCUGGCGCCUUACGAAUGCUGCCAGCCCGGCCGGGCCGAAUUUCCGAUCUGAGAGAGAGCAAUCCAUUACGGGCCCGCAAGGCGCGCGCGCUCGCCGCCCAUCGGUCCUUGACGCAGAUGUGGCGCCCUCAGAGCUCCUCGCUGCCGAUCCUGGCAUGCCAAGCGGGCCGGUUGCGCGAUCCCGUUCGCGGACCAACUCUUCGAUGGCGCAUGAAGGCAGUGUUGUUAACGGUAACACCGGCCAAGACCCUGCCGAGAUCCAGAACGCGAGGGCCGUCGAGGUGUUGGAUCGCGUCUCUCAGAAAUUGACAGGCAAGGACUUCAAACCGAAUGAAGAACUUGAUGUUAUCAACCAGGUUAACAAGCUCAUCACGGAGGCCACAAAGUUGGAGAACCUGUGUCAGCAUUACAUUGGAUGGUGCAGCUUCUGGUAA